Molecule: messenger RNA, 8277 nt
Organism: Hemibagrus wyckioides
Lineage: Eukaryota; Metazoa; Chordata; Actinopteri; Siluriformes; Bagridae
Gene: shroom3
Product: shroom family member 3
Exons: 11
Coding region: 655-6033 (1792 amino acids)
Biological process (GO): actin filament organization
Cellular component (GO): cortical actin cytoskeleton; apical plasma membrane; apical junction complex
Molecular function (GO): actin filament binding
Source: RefSeq, a predicted model, not a curated record
AUAAGUGUCUGUAGAAGGGCGGUGAGGGGGGCGCGAGCCGCGGAGUCCCUCAUCCAUCCGUCCGGGAAGCAGAAACUUCCCGUACUACGGAGAACAAGCUGGAUUUAUGAAGUACUGUAGAAAAUCAGGAAUUUGACUCAUUUCAGGUGGCGUGUGGGAUUAAUCUCCGGGCGUCGUGUCUUGUUUGUGGAUUUGGAUGAUUGGGUAAAACUGGGCUGAAAGUUUCUGACAGGACUUUUCACUGAGCCCGCUGUGGAGAGUGCGCUCGCCUUUUCUGUGCGCGCGCUGGAUCGUGGCAAAUUCUAUUGUAAUGUUAAAAUCAAAAUGUCCGAACUGGGAAAAGGGCUGACACACGAUUACACACGAGACUCUUUCACUUAGUUUCAACUUUUAGCUCUUUUCCCUAACCUCGCUGGCUUGUUGGGAUUAUUUUGUUCUCUGGUGUGUAGAAAUGCUUUUGAGUUCGGUCUCCUUUCAUGAAUCUAACGCAGAGAAAUGACUGAAGCCACGGAAGUGAACGCUGCUGUGACACAUUCGCUUUAUAAAAAGGGAAGAAAGGGACGGAGCAGAUCGCGGAACAUCCUUCCUUUCCUGCGAGCGGUUAUCGCUGGACCGAGUUAGCCCAGGACUUUAGUUGACUUUCGGACACUGACUAUGGCCGCAAACCCGCUGUUCGUUGAGGCUUUCUUGCACGGCGGAGCACCGUGGGGCUUCACACUCAAAGGCGGCCUUGAGCACGGCGAACCGUUAAUCAUCUCGAAGGUAGAGGAGGGUGGUAAAGCCGAUUCUCUACAGUGCCCCCUGCUGGUCGGGGAUGAAGUGGUCGUCAUCAACGGUGUGGAGCUGACUGGGUUCAGACAGGAGGCCAUCUCUCUGGUCAAAGGAUCCUACAAAACUCUCCAACUCACUGUGCGCAGAGAGCACUGUGCAGAUUUAUGCUGUUCUGAGUCCCUCACGGCGUCACCCUGCCAUCGAGUCGAUACAAACCAAUGCAGCGGAGGAGUUCAGAUACGCAUCAAACACAGGAGCAGUGAGCCUGGGUCCCGUCCCCAUUCCUGGCAUUCCACUAAACUCGGUGACGGCCCUCUGGACUCUGACAGCAUGAUGCAGAUAUCCCAGGGUGCCAUGGGGGCUCCCUGGCACCAAAGCUACCAUACCAGUGCCUCCACCACAGACCUGUCAGCUUAUGAUGCAGGAUUUCUAAGGAAAAGUCCAGACCAGUACAGUUCAAGGGGAAGUAUGGACAGCUUAGAUCAUUCACAUCCUUCUUACAGUUCCUGCAAUCAGCUGUCAGUCUCCAAAUCCUCCAAUAGCAUUGACCACUUGCAUAGCAAACGUGAUUCUGCAUACAGUUCCUUCUCUACCAGCUCAAGUAUCCCAGAAUACCUUGCAGCUGGGCCGUCAUUUAGCAAGGAGCGCUCAUACUCCAUGGACAGUGUUCCUCAACAUAGAACUGCAGAGGGCAUGCAUCAGGCAGAUAUUCGCUAUGUCCGCACUGUUUAUGACUCUCAACAGGGCAUGUCUUCAGAGCAUGAGGUCCUUUCUGCAGCAAUCCUAAAAACUAAUGAGGGCAAAGCACAGUCUAGAUGUGGAAGCAUACAGGGCAAGGUUUGUCACCGUUCCAACAGUACCAGUGGCAGUAGCAGUAGCAGUGGAAGCAGCGCAGGUGGCACAGUUACAUCUCAUCGUCACAGUGCAGGACCAGGAUGGGGCCAAACACACAAUGGCAACUCUUUUGAAAACCUAAAGGGGGCACCCUCACCUCCCUUACGUAGUGACAGCUAUGCAGCCACCCGGAACCAUGAACGGCCCAGCUCAUGGUCCAGUCUUGAGCAGGCUCGGUCUUUGCGGGCACUUCACAAGGGUUCUUGGCAUCAUUCCAGUGGCUCUGUGGCAUCAGGAAAGGCAUCAUUUGGAAUAGAGGGUCAGCUUCACACUGUAAUCGAAAAGAGUCCUGAGAGUAGCCCAACAAUUAAACCCAAACAAAGCCUUCCACCUUUAUCACAGCCUGGAUCAGCCAUGCUACCCACUGGCAUCUACCCUGUUCCACUGCCAGAGCCCCAUUUUGCACAGAUACCAACUACAAACCCCAGCUCUAGUAGUGUGUACCCAGCACUUGCCAAGGAGAGCAAACCUAUUCCUCAGAAAGAACACUGUGGAGCAGUAGACUCUGGUGUUAGGAUGGCAGCAGAAAAUGGAUACCAAAGCAUUGCAUCAUACUCAAGUUCUGUCCAGUCGCUUGGUUUCCCACAGCCUAAGCAACCAAACCAGUUGAAAGAUGAGCCACAGACCAAAUGUGGCUAUAACAGGUCUCAUUUCCAAACACAAGGGUCCAAGCCCCCAAUGAUGUCCAUAGGCCAAGAAAGAAAGGACCCUUACACCCCUGUUCGAGAGAAACCCAGAUACUCACAUGGGAUGGAUAUUAUGGAAUCCUACAGACAACCUAGAGAGGAGGAGCCAAGCAGAUGUCAAGAACAGAAUGUCCAUCCACAACCAUCUUACUCAUCGUGUGAAGUUUUACAGGAACAUGCCCAACCUCAAGGAAGUGAUCAGAGAAUCAACACGUCAGGAAGGUUCCACAAUGAAUCCAGCACCUGUCAACAGAGGGACCAAGAUCUGGAUCAUCCGCUAACCCGACUUGAGAAUGCACUAGCAGAGGUCCAGAGAUGUGUUACCCCACAGAGCACUACUAGCCAUUGCAGCACCCAAAGUGAACGUAGCAUGUCAGUAAUGGAGAAAAUCAGUCACUUUGAGAGACAGCAGACCAAACCACGUAGUCACAGUCACAGCCAGAGCUUCUCCAAUUACAGCUCCUCAAUUUAUCCAAGUCAGGAUACCCACAGUGCCAAGAGGUCCAUGUCUGGGCUGAAAGAUUCGCAAAAAGGGUAUGCUCCUCAUGGGAGAAGUUGGAGUACCAAUGAGGGAAAUGCAGAAUCAUCACAGGAUAUGCAGCCAAGGUAUAUAAGUGCUAGCCAAGCCCAACAUAGGAAACCACAUGACCUACACCGAAGCAAGAGCUCUUUCCAACUUAAUGAGGAAAAUAGCAAAGAUAUUCAUAGAAGUAAAAGCACUUUUCACCUUGAAGAAAACAGCAAAGACAUCCAAUGGAAAGAAGACCAUCAGGACAUCUCAGUUACAGUUCCUGACACCACCUUUAAUCGAGCAUACAGAGAUAGCAUCAAGGAUGCUCAGUCCAAGGUACUGAGAUCCACCUCAUUCCGAAGAAGAGACUUGAACAUAAACCCUCCUCCUGUGCCUGCGAAGCACAUGUCCCUGGAUAGAAAGGGACCCAACAUGAUCCCCAAACCCACAACCUCUCCACACACUCCUAAAGAACGGCAUGUUAUUCCUGUUGAGUUACCAGACAAGACCAAUGCUCCUGAGCUUCCAAGAGUCCCUCCUGUGGGUCCUCCAGUUACACGAAUAUGCGGACGGAAACGAUUGACCAUGGAACAAAAGAAAUUGUCAUAUUCUGAGCCAGAGAACAUUCAUGAGGUUGGAACUUCUGAUCCAGAGUCUAGCUUAUUUCAAAAGAAGGCACCACCACAAUUCCAGCUUCCUGAGACAAGUGUUGCAGAUCGACGAAGAAUGUUUGAACUUGUAGCCACUCGUAAUGCAGGUACUAAAUUGGCUACCUCAAGACCUGACUUAAAGCAGAUGCAGCAAGAUGCUUUGGCUGAUUAUGUUGAACGCAAGACUGGUCGACGGAUGGAUGGACGUCCUCAUCGUCCUCAUAGUGCCUACAUGCAAUCGACUUCCUGUUUGCCCAUGGAUUCACAAAGCCGCACCCCCAGCACUAGCGUGGGCUCUCCUCAGGAGCCAGGACGAGAGGGUUUCUCUGAAGUUACUCGCCAGGCUUUCACUUUUACAACCAAUGCACCAUAUCCCUUGCACCCCAAUAGGAACCCCCAAACUCAGAGUCAAUCUGACAUCUAUCAGUCUGCAUUUAUACCACAGAAACCAGAAAGGCAAGCAAAGAGAACAAAUUCAAGCCAUGUUGCAGGUCCAACCCUGGCUUAUCUUCCCAGUGCCCCUGCUAUACAAAGCUUGGGUGAAGUUUUUGAAAGAGCUGUUCCAGCCAGAAGCUCAGGGAAAUCGGCUUCUGCAGAAGACCUCUUGGAUCGCAAUCAAGGCCGUCCUGUUUCUCAGCACUUCAGAUCAAAAUCCUCUCCAGCUGUGGAGAACCACAAUCUGGAUCUCUUGGCUGGAGACCUCAGAUUGUUCGGGAGUGUUCAUAAAGAAAGCAGAACAACAGGGAGUGACGCACCUGAGAAAAGGUCAUCAAGUGAAGUUUGUCUGGAGCAGAGCUCUCAGCUAAACCCUGGUCUGACUCAGCUGAACCCACCUGUGAUAAGGAGGGAGCGACAGCGCCUCUCAGACCGACCCCGAUCCCAUAGCGCCUCAGGCCUGGCAGCUUCUGUCGGAUUGCCCUGUCCAUUCUCCUCUUUAGAGUGGCAAAGUACCAAGACACAAUGCCAACCCAACCUAGAUGCCAUCACUUUCCCAGGCACUGUCCCAGAAAAUCUAUUGUCAGGAAUGGACAAUCCAAAUUCUGUCAAUGUCAACAGCUCCAAAGAAGCUCUAAAUGAUUCAGAGAAUGACCAAAAAGUCAGAGAGUCAGUCACAUCUUUCUCUUCAGCUAACAGGUCAUGCCAUUCUGGAUUGCCCACUUCUCCCAAAGCUUCCAACUCUCCCAUUAAGUCCCUCACCUCUCUCCGGAUCUCAGAGUCCAGUAUUGGCUUUGCCUCAUCUGCAGCUGUAUCACAGGAGGAGGAUGAAGUGUUUUUAUCUCCAACCUCUCCACCACUACAGCCACUCUUAAGCAGAGAAGAAAACUUUUCUGAGGAACCUUCAGUUCCCUGCCCAUCAGCCCAGCCUCAGAUAAAGGAAGAGUCCCUUGAUGUCACAGUGUCUCAAGAAUCACAGAAACUGAACAGCGUCUCUCAGCAUCUGUCUGUCACGACCUCCCACCAAGAAAGAGACGAUCAGUUGCAUAACUCCAUCUCAUCCCUGUCAGUAACCUCUGAGCCCCCUAUCACCAAUGUGGCUGCUGUGAUCUCCGAACCUGAGCCAGAAGAGCUUUUAGAAAGCCCUGAGUCACCACUGCUGGCCAGGAGAGAGCGCACGGAGGCGGAGGUCCGGGUGGAGACUCUGGCCCGGGAGCUGGUAAGCCAAGACGAGGCUCUCGCUCCUCUUCUGGACAUCUGGGCAAGCACCACUAUGCUGGACUUGAUGGAGGACAUCUUCCCUUCCUGCUCAUCUGCUCCAUGGCUACAAGGGAAGAUCAGCAGCAGUCAAGCAAGUGAAAGUGCCCAGACUGCGGUGUUUGUUGCUCCAGAGGCUCGUGUGAAAGCCACUGAGGGACGGAUAGAGACUGAUCUGGAUGAAGAAGAGACCAAAUUGAAUGAGAAGAAGGUGGAGCUCCUGCAGGCUCUGACUGUGAGUUUGGAGGCUUUGCGGAUGGAGAGAAAGAGACUGGCGGAGGAGCAGCAGUGCUACAGUGCUCUGGGCUGCAGGAUAGAGGAGCUGGUGCAGGAGCACUGCAAACCCAACGAGUGCGAGAAGUAUCGUAUGUUUAUUGGUGACUUGGAAAAAAUCGUCAACCUGCUGCUUUCCCUGAGCGGACGUCUGGCACGUGUGGAAAACGCCCUUAAUGCCCUGCAGAGGGAGACAGAGAAGGAAAGCACUGAGGAAAGGACGUCCUUGCAGCAGAAACAAAGGCAGCUGCGCAGUCAGCAGGAAGACGCACGUGAGCUGAAGGAGAACCUGGACCGCCGUGAGCGCAUCGUGCUCCAGUUCCUGGGUGGCUAUCUGAGCACUGCGCAGCUGCACGACUAUCGGCGCUACAUUCGGGCUAAACCGGCCCUGCUCAUCCGCCAACGCCACCUGGAUGAACUCAUCCGGCAGGGAGAGGAGCAAGUGUGCAGACUGACGGAGAACACAAACCACGAGCUCAAUCCACAAACAGGCUCCACCCCCUCUUCUUGUAGUGACUCCAACUCGUCAAAACCGACCACUGUGACCUCGCUCUGACUGUCCAAUAGCCCUGAAUACUGCUGACGAGAAAAAACAUGACCAUGAAAGUUAGAACGAGAGAGAGAGAGAGAGAGAGAGAGACUGUUAUUACUAUUCCAUCACCCCUCACAUGUGGGGAAGUGCCUUAAUUUAAGGAAUUCAAAACAACAUGAAGGACGAUGUUAUUUGCUUUAGCAAGUGUCAAUAGCUCAGUUUAGCAAGCACUACAAGCUAUAAAACUCCACUCUGUGCCUGUCUCGUGGAUAGAAAAAGGUUUUUUUCCUACUUCUGAUGUGAUUCAAAAUGAGUGGUAAUACACACACAAGCACACCAUUAAUAGAUAAAUCUACAGCUAAAAUGAAAAAAACAAGAACUGUCUUGAAAUUUCCUUUUUCACUCAUUUCAUUUCCUUCGAACGCCUCGAAGCCUUUCAGGUUUGCAAUAAUAACUUACGAGGAUUCUACACAGUAAUGUGUCAGAGUACAUAGAGGAGAGCUGGCACACUUGUAACACAUCCAGAUACAAGUAGAUCACUUCUUUGAUUAAAAAACAAAACUAAACAGCUGGAUCUGUACAGUCUUGCGGGACACAUUUGUGAAAACCCCCUUUUCUUCGGUUGAAGUGUCUAAUGCUAUUUUUUCCUCCAUUUUAUCUGACUGUGAGAAAACACAGGUGUGAUCUGAGGUACAGCUGCCUGAUUGUGCCGCAACAGCACUGUGUCUCAAACUGUAAGUCAUGAAAGGAUGGCAUCACUUGACAGAAAACACACACACACACGCCUAUUUUUAAAUCAUAGAAUUAUGCUUAACCCGUAGUUGCUCCCUUUUCGGGUUCGCCACCGCAGAUCAUCUGCUCAGCAUAUAUGAUUUGGCACAGGUUUUUACACCAGAUGCCUGAUACAACCCUCCUAUUUUAUCCAGGCUCGGGACACUGCCGAAUGAAUGGCAUAAAACGUUAUAAUAAUGCUUUUACUGUGAUUACUAUCAAAAAAUGGGUGAUUUCUCUUCUCGGUAUGUGGGUAAUGGACAUGCAGUGAUCUAUUGUAUCUUCCAAGUCACACUGAAAGCUCUAUCACACACAGUAAUGAAUGUAUAUAACGGUUCAACAUUGCUUUUCCUGAUGUGCAUACAGGUACAAGUUUACUGCAUGUCCUAAGCACUGUUACAACUGACACAUUAGCCGUGUCGCCUAUACAACAUUAACAAUCACUUACACCGAAAAAUCAACAAGUACAACUGUACUAGCUCUCUCUCCGACUCUGAGCUAAGAUUGCGUUAGCUAAUAUCGCUAAGUGUUUGCUCAGUCUCUGUACCACUGUAUUAAACCACUGUGAACAAGCACCAUUAUAUCGCAAUUUCUGCAGCACACACUACACAAAAGGCACCAGCAGAGCCCAAUGCACAUCUGUAUAGUACAGCGUUGAGUUUACUGAGCAUGCUGAGAGAUAAUGCUGCAACAGUUACACCACUCUUUCAAUCCUACAUCAGCAGAGCACUUCAUGACCGCUUUCUGACUUCUCCUUAUUCUAAAUGAAUUGUACACACACACACACAUUCAUGUGUGCCCACACAGUGAAAUCUGAGAACUGCUACACAAAAGCUAGCAUGGAACUUUGAAUUAUUUAUAAAUAGCCUUUAUAUAAGGAUGUGUGUAAUUUGUACAUAUGCUGUGCUAAUCUUUCCAGAUUUUGAAAGUUUGUAGUUUUUCAAGACAGAUUUGCCCAGAGUGCAUGUGUGUGUCUGUACAUAAUGUGAAAUGUUUCAGAAUGCCUAAAUAAAUGUUAUAUGGCAUUAAGUUUUUAAGAAAAAUGUUCAAAAUCAACACUUCUGAAAAAAAUUAUAUUUUUGACAGAAUAUUUGCUACUUCCCAUAAAUAUCAAUUGGAAAUGAAUAUUUAAACUACAGUGGUUGCUUUCUCUUGAUAAAUGCUGAUACUGAAAACAUUGUCUCUCUUUAAUCCCACGAAUGUUUGCAGUGUUUCUUUUGCAUUUUUUAUUAUAUUUUCACUCUGGAACCCUGUACAGAUACAUGUAAAACACACUCUACUGACCACUGUAUGAACGUGCACACCGAUACAGGUACCACCGACGCUUCACUUUCAUUGCCUUAUGAUAGAAGUAGAACUUCAGUCUGAGCUUGAGCUGAAGCCGACCGCUUCAAGACUUUUGUUUGUUUUGUUUGUUUCUUGUUAAUGGAUCGUGUGUGGAAACAGUAAUGAGAAAAGCACAGAUACAUUUUACAAAUAAAUCUGUUGUGUAAAAGA